AGGUUAGAACGCUAAAGUUUUACGUCAAGAACACCAUCAGAUACAAAAUCACGGAAUAAUUCUUAUCUCAACAUACCACCUGAGCGUUAUUUUACCGUUCAUACAAAGCAAUAGAAAUAAGUCUUACUCCCGCUUCCACCAAUCGAAAGAAACCCCAUAAUGUCCUGCCGCCGCGUAGCACUUUGUUGCUUGACCGCCCUGGUCAGUCUGCAGCAAGACUGCGGCACUAGCUGCUUUGUUGCCGCUUACCAGGAGGCCCUUUCGACGCCGAAGUUCCUCGUCGGCCGUCGCCACUUCUAUGAUGUGCCGUAUCGAUAUGAUUAUGAAACGCCGGAUGGAAAUGGCUAUGGCACUGCAGUCCGCACCGCCGGGCUCGUGACUGUGUAUUUCCCAAUCGGUUCUCUUCCACGAGCUACGACCAGGCGAGGACGCGCAACACGCGAGGCCAGGAGGGGUGCUGCCGGCGCGGCUCGUGCUGACCUUGCUCGCCGACUGCCUUACAUGACGAACAGCGGUGGUGCAACCCAGCGUCAGUCUCCGUCAUUCCGCUUCACAUCCAUGUACCGCGGGGCGCUGCCAAUAGAGAACAUCGAAAACCGUGAAGAAGGAAACCUCCGCGGCACGCCGAUUGACAACGCCCUAUCCAUGAUUUUGCUCAACGACGAGGGUGCCUACCCGACGGUGACGGGUAAGGUUCUGGCAGGGGUCGCGCGACUGCUCAGCAACCUGGCGUUCGUAUACAAGGGCGCGGAGUCGGUUCUCGUCGAUGAGGAGAACAAGGUAAGGACUGGUGACGUGUUGUUCUUAAGCGGUUUUGAGCUCUUCCAAGACGAAGAUGGGACGAGCCCUGACACAGCAACGGGUGGUUCGUCUCAUCGCUUUCCGCUCGUGCAUUUUUUGCAUGGGGAUUCUGCGUCUCACGUUAUGUAC
Messenger RNA from Amoebophrya sp. A120, 930 nucleotides. The record is from the annotation of a GenBank genome assembly. Lineage: Eukaryota; Dinophyceae; Syndiniales; Amoebophryaceae.